GUGUUUGUUGGGUUUCUGGUUUCUUGCUGCUUUGCUCAUCAGAAUGUCGAGAGAUUUCAGCGCGCUGCUAAGGAGCACAAUCAGUGCGGCAUUGGCUGAACGCGAUCGACGCUUACCAGAUGUCCAUUGGUUUAUAGAAAUUUUACCUUCAUCAGCUGCUUCGCUCAGAAUCGGUAUCGGAUCGAAAUCAGUUUCGGUUUCAAAUCCACUAUUGUAGCGAGGUCAGGAUUCACGAAAAUGUCGGCCGCACCAAAUAUUCUCGUGGCUAUGUCCGACUCUGGACAAGCGUUGAUCGCUCGAGCGCGGGCAGCAGGCACGCAGAGGAUAUGUUGUCUUCCUCCACCUCGAAUAAAUGGUACAAUCGACUGCUGCAGAACCAACUCUUGCGCCAGCAGCUCAAGCGAAACACACCACACGUCAACGAGAACUCACCGUCGUCACUUCAGUAUCGUUUUACCCUCGAUCCCCGGCCGUAUCUUGUGCAAUGCGGAGCUCGGCGACAAACUUGGACUGCUUUCUUGGAGGAAAAAGUCGAAACUUCCCUUGGACCUUCUCAUGCUCCGGGAAGAGGAAACGACGAGGGAUAAAGCAAUCGUGGCUUUAGCCCGGGGGCAGAUACAAAUGAAGCUGCAAGACAAUGGCGGUGAACAACAACAGACUGUUCUCUCCGAGACUGAGUCUGCCGACGCGUGGCCCCGAGCAGGACGAGAGGAAAGGACAAGAGAUAUUGAUGCUACUAUCCCCGUGAUGUUUGCCUGCCUGAAUCUUUCCCUCGACCGGCACAACCGCGAUUUUUGGGCCGAGCAGGGCCGGAGGCUCUGCGAGAAGGUGGCGGGCCAGUACUUUUCCGCGGGAGGAACUACGACAAGUGGUCAGGAACGACUACAGGCGAACCGCGUUAGCGUAGCUGAUUGUGACGCGAGUUCAGUGCGGAAAAAAGGCGUCAUGCUUCUCUGCCACCACAAUGUGGAGGCAUCUGUAGGGAAUGUUGGAUGCGAGACGACAAGUUCUGGCACUAAUGAGGAAAACGCCGUAGCUUCUUCUUCCGCUACGUCAGGAAUUAUUUCGCGCAAAUUGCUGGAAACCGGAGCGCACCGGAUUCUAACGACCGUGCAGUCGUGCACUUUUAGGAAAAGCGUUUUUUCUGCGUUUUUGCCGGAUUCUUGGGUUUUAUCUUCUUCUCGAAGGAGAAGGACGACUGCUGGCGCUGGCUGCGAUGCUGAUGAGCCAACCGGUGCGCCUGAUGAGGCAGGAGACGGAAGCGAGCUAGAAGACGAUGCCGAUCGGCUGAGCAUCUUUCGUGAGAACGUUAACCAGGUGCUGCCGGCGCCACGAGGAGCAGCCGAGCAUGCGGAAAAUCGUCAGAUGGACCUCCCAACCUGCUACUUCUCUACGGCAGAGGACAACCAUUCCACGCUAGGCGUCGAAGUGGUCGGGCGCCUCCCCUUUGGCCAGUUGGUGUUGGUGCCUCGAAGUCGUCGUCGUGGCAGUAAUUCUGCCGCUGAGACCACUACAGCCAGCGCGACUACAUCGAAGCUUUCUUUAGGGCAACAACUCUACAAAGCAGUCAACCUUGCGUUGUACACCGAGCGGAACUGUUUCUCCGCCCGAGUCCUCUUCGACGAGCGGGACCCGGUUUUGCGGGAAGCACAGCAGCUGCUCCAGGCGGCGCCUAUUCCGAGGGCACAAAGCGAGAAAAUCGCCAUCACUGCGGUGCCCUUCGGAUUAACAGUUGCGGAGGAGAAAGCGCUGCUGGCGACGCCACUGUCCAUUCCCGCGGAAGUGUUGCGGUUUGACACAAGGAAAGUGCAGUUUUUGUGAUCCUGUUUGCGGUUUUCCUUUCAUGAAUCAUGAGCCUCCGAAGCGCCUAUCUUGCAACACAAAAGAGCACGUGAAGCAAAAAUUGGAUCUGAGCAGGGUAAGUAAGUACAAUCACG
Messenger RNA from Amoebophrya sp. A120, 1937 nucleotides. NCBI's taxonomy places the organism in Eukaryota, Dinophyceae, Syndiniales, Amoebophryaceae. The record is from the annotation of a GenBank genome assembly.